Messenger RNA from Amoebophrya sp. A25, 13260 nucleotides. NCBI's taxonomy places the organism in Eukaryota, Dinophyceae, Syndiniales, Amoebophryaceae. The record is from the annotation of a GenBank genome assembly.
CCUUCGACGAGCGGCUCGUCCUCUUCGGGACACGGAGCCCCCUCAGGGGGCGGCGGAGCGAACGACGGCGAGAAAAAGAAGACCACGAAGCGCGUAAGUAUCGCGGUCGCGCUAGAGGAGUUUUUCGAUAUGGCCAGUGGUCUCGCGAAAACGCAGAUCGAGAAGACCAAGAAGGGCGCCAGUAGUCGGGACCAGCUCACCGCGAAGAAGAUUGCGCGCGCGCGGAGGGGCCGCAAAAGUUGGUUCUUGGUGAAGGACCUCUGCUUCAAGCAGACCGGUGAAGACGCAGAGCUGUUCCGCGAGUUCAAGAAGGCCAUGCUCGAUCCUAUGACUCGGUGGAAGGCCCAGGGAUUCGCGCCCUACACGGAUAAGCAGGACAUCAAGCGCCAAGCCAUCGUGAUGGCCGACCGCACCCGCCAUGACCGCUUUUACAACGAGAAAUAUCUUGACACGCGAGAGCUCAUGUUCUGGCACGGUCCCAAGAUGGUAGCCGUAGCGGAUCGGGUGGAGCGCGAAGAAUAUGCUGUAGCAGAUGAAGCACUACGGCAAUGGCACCGCGACGCGGACACCAUCCGAAGGAUGUCGGAAGCGGAUCCGGACAUCACGGAGCAGGACAUGCAGCAGGCCUUAGAAGACCUAGGCGACAAGCCGAAGCUUCCCAAAAAACCCCUGGAGGAACGCAUCGCAACCACGCUCUACGGUAUUUCUAUUUGUACUUCCAUAAAGUAGACCCGCCGAUCCAGUUGCAGGCUUCGCUCUCAUAGUUAUCUUUCGUCAUCUGAUUCUGAAUGAAUAUCGUGCAUCGACUUCGAAGUCCUUCCGUUCGAUUUUAGAUGUUUUUGGAUUGAUGAGCAAGACACAGAAGUAGUGGCAUUCUUUUUUCGAAGAUCUCUCUUCGAAGAUCUCUCUGUCAAGAGCAGUAUUCAUCACGUUCAAGUUCAUGAUGACAUCAUGAGAUAAAAUAUACACUCCACCGAUGCGUAUCACCACAGGUGUCUCGGACCCACCGGGAGUGCAUCAAUUCGCUAGCCUGAAGCGUCUUAAGCUGGUCGACAAGGACAUGGAGCUGAUGAAGACGCAGGCCAGAUUGCGACAGAGUAUGCAGCUCUGGGGUCCAAUUGCCGGAAACCAAAUGCUAGCGAUUAUGGGCGACGGGUUGCGACCACAGGAUAAGAACCGGCACGGCCGUGGUAGAGAGCGAUCCUCGACGAGCAUCCAUGCGGAUAAGGGUGAGACUGUGCAGAUCUUGACGCUGCAGGAGAAAAUUGAGCAGUCUAGCAGUGGAGCGAUAGAUGUGGAGCGUUUUCUGACGUUCGUGAUUGACUAUUUCGGUUCCCUGAAGAAAGUUUUUGAUGCCAUUGCGACCAGCGGCGCCGGCGACGAAGACCCAACGAAAAUCACGAAGCGCCGCUUUACCAAGUAUCUGUGGGAUGCGCUUCGGCUAGAAGCGAGUUUGCUUUAUUCCUUUCUGGACGAGGAGCAUCGAGGCUACUUCACAUUCGACGACCUCUACAGCUUCAUGCCCUAUCUUCAGGAUCUGGUAAUCCGGAUCGCCGCAGCUGCUCCACCGUCGCCCCCACGUGCGUCGGAUGCUCGCAGCAGCAGCGGUAACGAGGACACAGCGACCGCGUAUGACAACGAGUCCGAAGCACCAGCUCCGACAAGCACGACGCAACUCACUGCUGUCGCGACUUCUAAAACGGUCAUGGACAGACAGGCAAAAGUGGUAAUUAGAACUUGAGAGAUUUUGAGUAUUUGAAUAUUGAGAGAGUAGGUCGUCAUAUUUGGCAGCUUCGCAUGAUCAUGCGUAAGCGUAUGAAUUAUUAAAGUGGUACGAUGACAUAAGUAUUCAGCGUCAUCCUAUUACUGAAGUUUGCUGCCGGCGCUAUCUUGAAUCACUAACUCACUGACUUCAUUACGUUUUCACACUUCUUGCAGGACCGUAGUUCGAACAAGAACGUGAAAGUGCAGAUGGCAGUGCAACAGCGGCAAAAGGCUGAGAGUGCAGCAAAAGCGAAGGAUGCACUGGGACGCUUGUCUAAUCGGAUGCAUGGUGACGGUCAUUCCAGCGGAGGGAGUGCUUUGUCCGGCUCGCCGCCUGGAUCGGCACCCUCCGGCUCGGCAGGCGGCUCCGCCGGCAGCGUGGGUCUCGGCGGUUUGCUGGGCACAACCACGAGCAGUGCCGGUGGGAAAUUAGACAUCACUGGAUCAAGUGCACACUCUGGAAAAGACCACGGCUCCAGACCCACAACGACCUCGUCCUCCGCUGCCGGUGAGGGGCGCACUAAUGGUACCGGCACCGCGGCGAGUUCGCGUCCGGAUUCCGUCUCGAGCCGUUCCUCUCCUGGCUACUUCGCGAGCCGCGUGAGCACGGAGACCGCGCGCGCCAUCGACAUCUUCGCUGACGUACGCGAGCAGAUCGGCAAAGGAAGCGGUGGGACCGGUUCGAGCAAGGGUUCCUUCGAGCAGCUCUUUAACUUGUCCAAAAAAGAGCGAACCGCGCCCACAGGCGAUGUCUUCGUUGAGCGUGCGCGCAACGGGUACAAGAAGCCUUUGAUGCUCUUCAUGCACCAGCUGGACACGGGCGCACAAGGUUGUCCCAAGGCACCUAGUUGCGUCAUGUUCCGGGGAUCGGAGCAUGUGAAGAAGUUGCAGAUCGUCCUGAACCUAGUUCAGAAAGUGUGUCCGCCGCCGACGGGACGCGCGAAGAAACUUUUCGACGCAUUCACAAGAGAGCGCAUUCUCGAUGUGCGGGACCUGAAAGACGGCGGCCACUACGUGGUAUGCGGAGACGCGAUCUUCAACGUCGAGAAAACCAUCUUUUCAGGCAAAGAUUUCAUGGUGGAGACUGACUUCGACAAGGAUGCGGUGACGCCCUUGCCUGCCUUCUUAGAGCAGGUCCAACACUGGACCGAUGACAAGUUGCAGCGCGUUCGCGACCGCCUUCUACCCUCUUCGCAGCCGCACUUCGAUCUCUUCGAGACACAAAAGAUGCUAGACGAGACUGGCGGGGAGCUACAGGAUCAUCGUCCAAUCACACCCGGCAGUGCCACAGGGCGCUCCUCCUGCUACAACAACUUCCGCCCCGGCGUUGCGAGCGUGGUGCACCAAGGUUCGGCGAUCAGCUUGGUGCCGCGAACAGAUGAAGAUACAGAGCAGCAAAUCUUGGCUGGAAACAAAGCGAAGCAGAGGAGAGUGCACGCCAUGGCUAUCGCAAGCGCAGGGGCUCUGAAUCGACUUCCGACGCAGGCGCUGUUUGACAUCGACGAUUUUCAAGACCGACAACCGUCGAAUUCGCGCCGCGCGCGUGCUAUUCGCGGCAUCACCUACGCAUCGACUUUGACUGGCGAGGACCAAACCAUGCAGAUGCUGGGAGAGGGACCCGACGGACCUCCUCAGAUGUUCAGCGGCCGCGAUGCCGCAACAGAACGUCUAAACGCGUUAGCGCUGAACGACGACGAAGAGGAAGGUGGCGAUUUUGUCACGAUGAAUGAGGACGUUGGCAUGGAUUUGAUCACGCCUUCGUACGCCUACGGAGACACGAAGAGAGCGGGCAGCAGUAGCAGUGGCAUUCCUUCGAGGACUCGCAGCAUCGAUGCGAAUAGGAAUGCAGGAGGUUUGCCACCAUCGUCCCCAGCACGCACUGAUGGAGCCGGCAGUGGUGGCGACCCCGACAUCCACGCGCUCAAUAUCAACUUGCUUGGCGACGAAACAGAAUCCAUGCCGCAGCUCCAAGGUGAGUUGGAUCCAGCCGCCCCUGGCGAAAGUAAAGCUGAGCUCGACGAAUGGUUAGCGGGCUUGGACCCAGACCAAGCGAAUUCCGCUGCCACGAAGUUGCAAUCUAGAAGACGGCAAAAAGUGGCAAACAGCACUGUGAGUGAAAAGCGGACAGAAAAAAUGAAAAAGCAAGAACAUCAAAAGUGUCCGCCAGCUUCUAGCAGUACUCUCCAGGGGGGCACCAGCGAGAGGCACACGACAACGACCAGUAAGAGCGAAGAGGGCGAAGACUUGGACGAGUGGCUCAAGUCCCUUGGCGAAGGCGCUGACGCUGCAGCCUCGCGCUUACAAGCAAGACGUCGGCAGAAGACUGCUGCUGCAGAGGCUCGCCGGCGUCGUGCGCAGAAGGCGAACGACGCGACGCGCGAGGCGAAUGCCAAAGCUGAGGCCGAGCGAAAGCGUCAGGAACAAGAAGACCUAGAAAAUUGGGCUAUGUGUCUGGGUGAGGAGGCCAAUGAGGCUGCCACGAAGAUGCAGGCGAAGCGGCGUCAGCGAGCAGCGGCCGCCGAGGCGAAGGCCCGGCGCGCGCAACGUGCACAAGAGAAGGAGCGCUUGGAUGCGCAGCAGCGUGAAAAGCAAGAGCUGGACGAGUGGAUGCAAAAUCUCGGCGAAGAGGCCGAAGCUGCAGCCUCCAAGCUCCAGGCUCUGCGCCGUAAGAAGUCCGCAUCCGAGGAGGUGAAGCGAAAGCAGGCGAAAAAACGCGCUGCGGAGGACCAGGCGGCGAAAGUCCGAAAAGAGAUGGAAGAGGUCCAACAGUGGGCAGCAAGUCUUGGCGACGACGCCAAUGCGGCAGCUAGUAAAUUGCAGUCCAAGAUCCGCGCUAGAAAAGCGGCAGAGGAGGCAGCCAAGGAAAAACAGGAGCAAGAGCAGAAGAGAGAGGCUGACCGUGAGCGGCGCAGGCAGGAGAUGGAACGCCACGAUGAAAUCAUUCAUGGCGGCCACACGCCUCGAGAAGCAACGCCUGAAGACGCGGAAGAGCAGGCUGCUCUUGAAAAGGAGAAAGCAGAAGUCGAGGCGUGGGCAAAGGAUUUAGGAGAAGAUGCAGACAGAGCUGCGACGAAGCUGCAAACGCUGCGUCGACAGAAGGCCGCACGGCGUGAGGUGUCGAAGAAGCGCGAGGCUAAGAUGAAAGAGGAAGCUGCCAAGAAAGAGCAAGAAGAGAUCGCUGCGUGGGCUAAGGACUUGGGAGAAGAAGGUAAUGCCGUUGCGGUCAAAAUGCAGGGUAAAGCACGUCAGUGCGCUGCGCGAAAGGAGGUAGAGAAGAAGCGCAGCGCCAAGAAGGAAAGCGACGCCGCGCUUGAGAAGAAGCGCAAGGAAAAGGAGGAGCUGGAAGUCUGGACGAAGGAGCUUGGCGCCGAAGCCGACGCUGCGGCACUGAAAAUGCAAAAUGUGCAGAGGCGAAAGCAAGCUUCUCGUAAGGUGGAGCAACGUCGAUCCGAAGUGAAAGCGAAAGGAGAAGCUGAAGCUAAGAGAAAAGCAGAACAAGCAGAGCUCGGCGAUUGGGUCAAAGGGUUAGGCGACGAUGGUCACGAAGCGGCGUUGAAAAUGCAGAAGAUGCAACGCCAAAAGCUGGCCAAACGAGAGGCACAACGCCGGCGAAACCAGGGCAAGAAGGAGCUGAAGCCGUUGCUACCGGGGCAGUACCGGGAGCCCUCUGCACCGAUCAUUUUUGACUCGGAUGACGAGCAGCAGAAGCGCGAGGAGGGAGAACUGAAAAUGGAAGUCAAAAGGGUCCCGCAAGCUGUGACUGAUGCUGCGGAGCAAGCUGAAGCUCUUCCGGCGACCACGUCUGCAACUGCGGCGGUCGCUGUUGCUGAGCAGGUCACUCAAGAAGGAGAGAAGCCCACCGUCACUGGACCUGUGGGUGCGGAAGCCGACGAGUCUAGUCCCACUGCCCUGACAGGUACCCAAGCGACAACUAUUGAACCAGCCGAAGGAGCUGCAGCUCAGGAUUAUGGACAGCCUAGUUCUGAAGCAAACGCAGCCGCAGGGGACGCUGGAGCCGCCUCCGCAACCGAUCAUAUCCUCACUGACUUGGCACAACAGACUCCCGCAGUCGACCAGACGCCACUCGAUGACCAUAAGGCAACACCUCCGGAAGCAAGCCAAACUGCAGCAGCCCCAAUCACUGAAGGCAAUGUUGCUCUUGACCAGAGCGAAGACGCUGCAGCACCCGAAGUUGUCGUCGACGCAGUCGCGGACAAGGCUGCAGAAGCUGUGGAUGCCGCCUCUGCAGAGGCUCCGGCAGAACGACCUGAAGAAGUUGCGCAGUACAAAACAUGCGAUAUCGAAGAAACUAAAACACCCGAUGAGGAGAAGCCAGCUUCAGGGGAUGCUUCUUCCGAAAUCAAACCAACAGUUGAAACAGUUGAAGGAGAAGAUGCGAAGCCCGCAACAACUUCCGCCGAAGAGAGUCCAGCUGUUGUGGCAAGUGAGGCGACAGCAGCUUCUCCAUCAGCUCCUGCAGAUGAGGCAGCAGCGCCAGCAGCGAAGGAAGACACCGAGCUCUCGCCGCGCGAGGAUGAAAGCAAGGGCGUUGAAGGAACACAUGAAGUCGAGUUCGUUAGUUCGGGAUCAGAGGAAAUGCACAUCACAUUGUGGAAAAACAAGUCACCGCCCAUUCCUGUCGACGACAAAAAGGUCGGACCAGUGCUGAUUGCAAGAGGCGCAGACUUUCUCUCAACUCAGAUGCGGCGACGGAAAGGCCCAGCCGUGCAGUCUCAAGGCCAGUCCCGUCUUGAAAGCUUGCCGGAAGGAUCCUAUGCACGCCAUUACUACAAUCACGCUGUGACCGACGUGCCGCAGCACCAGGGAGAGAACAGGAGGGAUUCAACAAGGAAUAACCAAACUGACGAGCAACUGGGGCCAUCAGCGUCUCAACAAGCCAACGGUAGAUCUGUCGACAACAUGGGAGAUAUCGAAACUCUGGGUGUCGAGGACGACGAACUCUCUUCAAGGCAUUCGCGUAUGCACGAUCCAACACUCACGGAGCUGGUAUGCGAGCAGGAAGACCUCGCGGAUUCGGUCGAUCGCACCAGUUUUGCCCAUCUGGCUCGACUUGGACGGGUGAAAGUGCCGCUGAAGGAGGAGCAUGAAGACGAUGCCCAGGGCGGCAAUGUUGAUACCUUAGCCACUGGAGGUAGCAAGACACGCCUACAGAAGCCUGGAGGAAAAGGUCACCGAGGCGGCACGCACUCGUCCAUGAAGCAGGAAAGCAGUGCUUCUAUGUCCAAUACUCACGAGGAAUCGGGAUCCAUCAUGUCGCGUAGCUCCGCUGUCUCCUUCAACUUGGAGGCAGAGCGCGUGGACAUGGUUGUACCCGGCGGGGACGCAGAAGAGGACGAAGAGGAGUGCGACGACGAUUUCAGCGACUUCCAAAGCGCCAGCGUGCGCGCACUUCCCAGGGGCGAGUCCGAGAAGGCCGAGCAAGAGGAGCGACACGAGCGCAAGCGCUUCGCUUCACCGCUUCAGGCUAAGCGCGAGAAACAAAUGGCGCGCCUAGGUACGGGCAAACUCACGGACACCUUUUCGUUUGACGAAUACAGCAGUAGUUCUGCGAGCGAGGAGGACCCCGACGCGCCGUUGAAGGGCCUCGAGCUGAAUGCAAAGAUGGUAGAGCGCUCCAUUUCAACCUACACUCACGGUGAAGAUGUGAAACGCGAGUGGCACCGAGAGUACAUCGAGCGUCUGGGCAAGCGCAAGGCACGCGAGGAUUACGAGCAUGAAAAGCUGGUUGCAUUGUCCAACUUGGUCGGCAUUUCCAUCGACAAGCUUCAGCGCGCCGGCGGCGACGACGCUGAGCACGAGAAUAAGCGCAAGAAAGCGUUCCGCACCUUUUCUCCAAGCUAUCUGGCGCAGCGUCAGAGCUUUCUCGAGGAACUCGAGAAAAAAUCUCGGGACGAAGUCGACGCCACCCUCAACAAUAUGCGAAUGCACCAGGAAGAAGUAGAGCGCGUGGGCAGUCGUGGCGCUCGCUUCGGUAUUUUCAAGAAAGUAGAGGGCCUGGAAGGCGAUGCUUGGCGCCACUCCAAUUCGGUUCGUGGCAGCUAUCCCGAGAUUAUUGAGAUUCGCCAAAAGCCGACGGGGGACGCCGCGAAAACCGCAAAGCCGGAGAGGCUUCCACCGAAAAUGAUCCUGCGUUCUGACUCGCCAGAUCUCAAGACGUAUGGCAAGGAGUACCCAUACAAUUCAGUGGCCGAGCCGACCAAACUGAUGCGACGCCUGCGGAAGUUCGAGAACAGAAAACGCCACGCUGCGAUUGCGGCUUACCAUCGCGUAGCAAUGCAGAUGGAAGAGCAGGCGGUUGCCGAAGCGGCUAGGAAGGCUGCUGAGAAAAAAACUAAGCAAGCCGCAUCAGUGCCAACAAGCAGUCAGCCUGUGGCCCCAGCGACGACAAAAGAGCAAGAUGCCGAGUAUUACGUCGCGAAUUUAUCACUGUCCGGAAGUGGAACCGACGAAGGCGCACUACAUUCACAACGAGCAAUCUCUUUUGUCGACCAUGUGCUGGACGACGCAAUUGAUGCAGAAGGUUCCAAGGCGGCAAAAGCCUUCACUACUUCGACGCAGGUACCCGCUGGCGAAACAGCACAAACGGUAACGGCCCCUCCCGUCGCGACUAUAGCCCCACCCAACGAACAGACAACGCAAGUUGCUGCUGCCGCACCCGGUGCUCAGCCCAUAGAAGGUGGUGAAGGGCAGGAAGAGAAAGAGGAGUCGCGCGCACCGAAAAUGUCUUCAGACGCGAUGGCACGGCAAGCAAUGACGCCACGGAUGCGAAGGGAGUUGAUGAAGAAGAGUAAGAUUUGCCAACAGGUGAAAGAGUGGUACUUGGAGCACCAGCAGAAGCGGGUACAAGCCGGCUUGCCUCUCCAUCUCCAAAGCUUCUUCAACAAGGAUUCGAAUGUGCGCCAGGGCGCGAAGGGAUCGGCGAUGGCCCUGUUGGCAGGUGGGGCGAACGCGAUGAAGCGCAGGAACGAGAUCAAGCCGGAGGAAGACGUACCUUCGACCUUGAUCCGUGAGCUUAUCAUGCGCUACGGCCACGAGCUGAUGCCAAGCACGGAAGUCACGAGUAGCAACGCGUUCGAGAAGGCUGCCAAACAGGCGCUGGCCGAGCAGAGCGUCGUGGACUACAAGGUGGAGUGCAUUCUCUUGCAAACGAUUCUAGACGCGAUGAACCUCCUCCCGGAUGAGAGCAGCUCAGACGACGAUGACCGCGAUGGCCUGGACGACGAUAACUACAGCCGCACUGUAAGUGGCAGCUCUAAACGCAAUCGCAGCGAAGCUGAGGAGGACCCGGAGAAGGAACAAGAUAGCGAAGCAAAGCGACUGAAGGAGCAGGUCAGCGAGCAAAUCGUCUCGCGUUUGCAGCAGCAGUUUGGCGUCAGCUUCUACGCGACCGAAGGUCUCACUGAGGUCGACUCUGAGCGUGUCCUCAAGGGUUUAGCGGGACGCGAACCGGACUUCUUUGUUGCUUAUCGCGUGGGCCCAGGCUUCGGAGGCCCGAAAGGCGUCAUUGGUGACAAUCUCCCGUUGAAAAAGAACAUCAAGGGCAUGCGUGGUUCUGGCCCGGGCAGUACGCCAGCGUCUCCCGUUGCAGGAAAGGACGCGGGAGAGGCACCCGCGACAGCCGAGCGUCUUGGCUCUGCCGGUAAGCCACUAGGCACUGCCGAUACCGAUAGCAAAGGAAAUAGAAGUGCCGCCCGGUCAAGCACACCUAUGAGUGCUCAUCUAUCUUCGCGACCCAGCACCAAACAAGAUACUCUGCGACCACCCUCCUCCAGUACAACGCAAAUCUUCAACGCGUCGCCAAUUGUGACGGUCAAAACCCGUGAGGAGGCUGCCGAUCUUCGGGAAGACGCAUUUUUCCGUCUUAUCACGGAAAAGAGCAUGAAGAACCGUUCCGGUUGGUGGACCGAGACGGAGCGCGUGGAACUGGAGCAGCAGCUGUACCACAUGCUCGGUGCGGCGGAGGCAGGCGAGGAAGAGCAGCAGGUCCUCAACUUGCUCAAGCGCCGCCCUGGUGCAGAGAUGAACUACGGACAGAGCGACGCCAAGGAGACACCAGAAGAGACCAAGUGGGCCAUUGGAGAGCGACUCGAGGAGCACUACGAUACGCAGAGCGCCAUGAUCUUUGAGAAUUGCAAGCGCGUCCUGGCGGAUAACAGCAGUGAGUUCUACCAGUUCCUGAAGGCGCUGGCCCCCAACGAGGUGCUCUCCUGUCUGCAGGAAGUAAUCAAUGGAUGGGCUGACAUGGAAUGGAUGCAGAAGACGUGUGAUCGUGGCCCCGAGCACUCCUCACUGAUUCACUACCCGUUGGCUGAGGACGCGGACCGCUUAGAGUUGUACGAACGAAAACAGCGCGAAGCACAGCAGCACGUGCAACAAUAUUUGAAGACGCAGCGUCGCAACCUCACCAGCUGGAAGCCGAAUAAAUUGGUCCUCCCGAAGUCGUUGGAUCGUACCAUGGAGAAAAGUGUCCGCACCCUCAGUCAGGACCGCAAGGACGAGCUGCUAGACCGAUUCGGGGACAAAGUGAGCUGUUAUCCGCGCAUGUCGAGGAAAAACUUCCCGGGUCUCAAGAACUUUCCAGACGUAAACAGCGGCCGCUUCGACUACGGCCGCUGGCUUGUGCACAACCUCGCUGCACUCGAACAGGAUCUGGAAAACGAGGGUCUUCAGCUAGACGAUGACGAGCUACGGGCACUCGAGCUAAAGAAGCUAGCCGAAAAGAUGGCAAGGCAGGAAGAAGACCUCAGACCAACGGCAGAAGACCAAAUAAAAGCCACGACGAAUAGAAGAGUUGAGUUAUCAACGAACGAGGCAUCCAGAGUACUUGUUGGCGCAGGAGAUCAGGAUCUUCUUCUGGACGAGGAGCACGGUUUCGACAACGAAGGGGACGACGCCGAAGCAGAAGUUGACGACGGAGACAAUAAUCUUCAUACCGCGAGCACCAUGAGCGCAACGUCUGCUGCUGCUCAGCUUGACAACGCUUAUUUGCGCGCGGAGGAUGGUGAGGACGCUUCAGCCGAUCUUUAUACAGCACUUGCAGGUGCACAAGCUGCCGCGACCGAGGGGCAGCACAAUAGGGCGAACGCGGAGCCACCGAUAAAUCGAGAACACGAAUUGCGAAAGCUGUCGGCUCCGUACCGGGGGUUGCCACAGAGAGCAACACCGAAAUCAGCGCUGAAGAUUUCGUCAGCUACAACACCCUCGAAUGCCCGUCUAGGGUCGUCGCCAUCUAGUGCUGGAACGCUUGCCAACAGAAAGCAAGGAAAACUACCAUCGCCGAGCAAGCAGCAGGUGGACGGUGUCGCGAGCGAACUGUUCACAGACGGCAGCAAACACCAAACUUCAUCCGAGGGGCAGCAUAGCGCAGAGGCGCCGAAUCGUCCGCAUGUGGUCGUAGUCACGGGAGCGAUAGACCAGUCUGUGUCGUCAUUCGAUGGUGCUGCGACGGACACGCAGACAGGAUCGAUGGAAUCGUCCCAGAAUUUCGGUUCGCGCGACGAUCGCGACGCCGGGCCUUCAGCUCCGUUGUUGGGAUCCAAGCAGCGUAAGAAGCGCGCUAGUGCCAUCGCUGAGGACGAAGCCGCGUUGGCUACUCUGAAUCGCGAGUUGGUCAUGCGCCGCGUCGUCAAGGUAGAUCGCGAUGUUUUCGAGGACGUCGCCAGUGGCUACUUACCUGCUUCGAUCGUAGACCUCGUACCUGAAACCUACGCCGCAAUUAAGUCCCCUUCUCCGACUGGUGCUGCUACGAAGAGCAUGGCAUCUUCCUCGCUGAGACAGGGAGGCUCGGCGUCUUUGCCAUCCUCGCCACUUUUUAAUAGAGGAUCCACGGAGGCCGCCCGCGAGCGAACGGCAGCCAGCGCAAGUAAAGCGUCGCGUACGAGCACGAUCCACUCGUCGCUCGACGAGGCUUUCGGCACUACGAGUAACAAAGCGACCAACGGCGACUUAGUGGGCUCUGCUGCGCAGAUGCUCUUGGCCCGUAGGCGUGGACGCGCGCAAGAACUCGCGGUCGCGCAGUACCUGAAUCACAACCAGUACCACAUCGCGUUAGGGGCGACCGGACCAAGACAGGCCCUGCCUGCACUUGCAAACAGUCGCAAAGAAAUCAAGCGAGCGCGCGACUGGGCUGUCGACCCUGCCGACGCGAGCUCGGUUCUCUUGUCUACACCAGACAAAAGCUUCCUGGGAGGUGCAUCGGGUUUUGCGGGGUCAAUGUCGCUAUCCGGACCAAUCGGCUCGAUAUCUCCAAAAAAUAACAGGAGGGGCACAGUCGAGACAGACUUAACAGUCGAGCCUGUCUCGCCGACGCGGCCAUCCACGGCUGUCGUGCCGCCACGUCGAUCUCGCAAUAGCGCCACUUUGGACAUGGAAAACGACUUGCGUCCGCUUCACGAACAGCAUCGACAAGGCGCGGCCACUUCAAGCUCCUCAAUAGGAGGAAUAGUUCAGGCCGAUGCACCUCCUGGUGCAAGAAGUUACGUCCACGUCCAGGACCGGCUGAAGACGGAGGAGAAAGCCGAGGACGGCUCGGACCUGCUGCAAGACAUGCAGGCGCUGGAAGAUCGCCGGGACAUGCAUUUGGACGCUGUUCUCGGAAAAAGUUUGCAUGCACUGCUGCGUCUGGCGACACGCGCGCAGAAGGUCGUGUCACCUGGGACGCAGAUGGUAGUAAGUCUCUCGGAACGCGACAAGCAAUUAGCCGAAGUGGUCUUACAGGAUGCCUGGGCCAACGUAGGCGACGCGCAUGCGCCUGGGGCAGCCGAAAACUUUCUAAGGCGGGGCGUUUCACCGGAGGGGCGCUUAUUGAUCAACAGACUCGAAAAAAUGACACAACUGGAACCUGCACCCGAGAAGAAAAUACCUAGGCUUUCGGAAUCCGGAAAGAGAGCGAUUGAGCAAGCCAAAAGACGCGAAGAAGCGGAACGCGGCACGGAAGAACGUGCUUACCUAAUUACAUACUCUUUAUGAUUAGUUGUAUCUUGAAUAUUAUUUUUGUGCAUUCCCAACUUUUUCUUUGAUAACAACAUCCGCAGCAGCUUCUUUUAGAGCUGAACAAAGAGAAGGCAGGGGCACUGUUUUAACGCUAAGUAAUCAAUCCUAAUUCUUGCAACAACUAGAGUAAGAUCAAAGAUUCUAGUCGAUGAAAGACCUUCGACUUCCAUUAUUCUUUGCCUUACAACUCCUUAAAUUUGUUCGCCAAAACCAAAUCCCUCAGGCCUUGCUGCAAUGGCAACUGGUUAUUCCAUGACACCUUCGUUGCCGAUGUUGUCCAACCUCGCGAGACAAUUCGGGGAACGCAUGCAAACACCUAGAGACGGAGGCUUCCAACAUGGGAAAUCGAGUGCUACUCCCGGAGGUGCGUCUGUCGAGAGCAGUACUUUACAUAUUGAAGCUCCCUACCGGAUGAUCUACGAUGCGACCAAGACCUGCUUGGAUACAGCAAUUGAACAGGGAACUGCUCAAAAGCUGCAAUAA